AUGGGCAGGGCGAAGAGGUCCAUUGUACAGGCACUCAGGGCAGCUGCACUCGGAUACGCAUUAGGAUAUGAUACGCAGGGUGAUUUCAGUGUCGCAAUUGGCUACACUGCGGGACGCAACACGCAAGGUAUAUAUGCAAUAGGGAUAGGUGCAACUGCUGGCCAAACAAAUCAGGGCGACUACACGGUGGCCAUUGGUAGCAAGUCCGGCAACACCGACCAGGGCUUGAACGCUGUAGCUUUGGGUGAAAAUGCCGGCCAGACGAGUCAGGGAGCCUCUGGUGUGGCGAUUGGUGCAAAUGCGGGCCAGACGAGUCAAGGUGUGGAUGCCGUGGCCAUUGGUGCAGACUCGGGUAUAAAGGAGCAGGCCCUGUACGGCGUGGCAGUAGGGUACCAUACUGGGAUGGAGAUGCAGGGCGAAGGGGCGGUGGCACUGGGUAAGAACUGUGGUGAAAUGAACCAGCAAACCAACAGUGUGGCUGUGGGUGUUGGGGCCGGUAGAAACGACCAGGGUGAAAAUGGUGUGGCAAUAGGCUACACGGCUGGACGAAACGAGCAGGCGCUUGAUGGAACGGCAAUUGGACUUUCUGCUGGCAGAGAGAACCAAGGUGAGCGGGGUAUUGCCAUAGGUCGAAUGGCGGGAUCGUUAACCCAGGGGUACGCGGGUAUCGCGAUGGGGGCAAAUGCGGGUUUCGACACACAGGGUGAGAAUGCAAUUUCCAUUGGUCUCACGGCCGGGCGGAACACACAGGGUCUGGAUGCAACGGCAAUUGGGUCGUCCGCUGGGCGUGGAAACCAGGGCGAGAUCGCGAUUGCAAUCGGCCGACAUUCGGCAUAUGUCGAUCAAGGGUACGUGGCCAUUGCACUAGGGUCGAAUUCUGGAUACAACACGCAGGGUGCUGAGAGUGUUGCGAUAAGCAACAAUUCGGGGAAAACAAAGCAGGGGGACUUUAGCAUUGCCAUAGGAAGCCUUGCGGGUGAAACGAACCAGGCUGAGAGUAGCAUUGUCCUAAACGCAUCGGGGGCGGCACUGAACGCAGCGAGCGCGGGCUGUUUUGUCAAGCCGAUCCGUAACGCGUCGGGGCCCAACGCGAUAACGUACAAUCCUAGCACGGGCGAGAUUUCAUACUCGACGUCGAGUCUGGCGACCAAGGAGAAUGUGCGGGUGUUUGAACAGGACGCGGAGUCUGCACUGCAGAAAUUGGCGGUAAAGGAAUUCAACUACAAGAACAAGAAUACGUACAACAAGCGGGUGCUAACGUACGAGGCAUGGGCUGCCGAGCAGACAAGGCACGGUGGAGAUUCGGAUGUAAACGUUGACGUUGGAGACGAGUGUGUAGAAAAACCUAGUCUAAAAACUCAGUACGAUAGGUACCUGGCUAAAAUCGCGAACACGGUUGUUGAGAAGGAGGAGACGCACUUUGGGUUCAUUGCCGACAAAGUGCAGGCUAUUAUGCUGGAGCUCGUGUACAAUGAUAUUGACGUUGCGGCAGUGGAUAUCAAGUUGAAUAAUAUGACGGCCAUGCUGGUGAAGCAGUACCAGGCGAUGGCUGUGGAGCUUGCGGAUACGAAGCAGCAGUUGGCGGAAAUAAAAGCUGAACAAGCCCAGAGUACUACUAUGUAG
Sphaeroforma arctica JP610 is the source of this 1623-nucleotide messenger RNA. RefSeq lists its product as hypothetical. The transcript is spliced from 2 exons. The coding region runs from base 1 to 1623 and encodes 540 amino acids. The record is from RefSeq and is a predicted model, not a curated record. Lineage: Eukaryota; Ichthyosporea; Ichthyophonida.